Messenger RNA from Pseudomyrmex gracilis, 5449 nucleotides. It is a transcript of the gene Elp1, whose product is annotated as elongator complex protein 1. Gene Ontology annotation, cellular component: elongator holoenzyme complex; cytosol. Bases 302 to 4582 code for a protein of 1426 amino acids. Gene Ontology annotation, molecular function: protein binding; tRNA binding. Gene Ontology annotation, biological process: tRNA wobble base 5-methoxycarbonylmethyl-2-thiouridinylation. Lineage: Eukaryota; Metazoa; Arthropoda; Insecta; Hymenoptera; Formicidae. The record is from RefSeq and is a predicted model, not a curated record. The transcript is spliced from 12 exons.
UGGUGCGCAACUAUAGAAACUUUACGCAAUGGUGUUUAGCGUCUGCGUGAAUAAUGGUGUUAUGGUGGUGCUUGCGAAAGAAAAGCGCCACGACCAACAUUAGCCGCGCACGUGGCUGAGCUUGAGAAUAAUUGGUGUAAUUUAUAAAUAAACGAUUUAUAAUUGAUAAAAAGUUGUUGGUGCCUUGCUCACCGUUACAAAACCAAACUAAUAUAAGGAGAGGUGAUACACCCUUCUACCGGGAUCGCAAGAUUUGAAUAAAUUAUAAUUUGUUUUCUUUCUCGUGACAUUCACCGGAACCAUGAAGAAUUUAGAGAUUCUUCAUCAGGUCUAUAGAUAUCACGAUUUCAUAAAAAACGCCAUAGAAAGCGCAUCGACUGAUCGUUCCAAGUCCACGAGCACCGAACGAAAUCAAACCAACGCCGUGAAAGACGAAAAUGGUCUCUCGGAUAUACAAUGGACCAUUGUUAAUCCAGGUCACGGUAAUCUGUACGAUUUGGAAGUUGCCAUUGUGAUUAACGACAGACUGUAUCAGGUCUCUCUAGCCAAACAAGAUAACGUAAAGUAUUCGCUUCUUCCUAAAUAUUCUGAGAAUUUGAAAAUUGUUGGGAUGGACUAUUCCGUUACAUAUAAACAAUUAUAUUUGGCGUAUGAGAGUGGUCAGAUUCUUAGUGUAAUUCUGAAAAAAGGAUUUGCACCCGAAGAAAGAGAUAUGAUAAACUUUUGCAUGUAUGAUUUAGUAAUGAAAUUUGACACCAAGCUACACUGCAUGAAGCUUAGUCCGGAUCAGGAGAUUUGCGUAGUUGUGACUGAUGAAGGAAAUGUGAUUACCAUGUUAAAUUUUGAAACGAAAUUAUCAGAGGUAAACUUACAUUCGUCAGAUUUUGGUGAGAAGCAAUUUAUCACCGUUGGUUGGGGCAAGAAAGAAACUCAGUUUCGUGGUGGUUCGCGAGGUAAAAUGACAAAAAGAGAACCAAGACCAGACAGAGAUGGAAAUGUAUCAGACGACGGUCGUGCUCGAAUAACUUGGCGCGGAGACGGCGCCUUGUUUGCCGUUAGUUUUGUACACGCGACAACAAACUUGCGACAGUUUAAAGUAUUUAACUUCGAAGGUAUUUUACAAUAUACCAGCGAACCGAAUGACGAAUUAGAAGAAUGUUUGGCAUGGAAACCAUCAGGUGAUUUCAUUGCUACGACAUGUGCUGAAACAUCUCGCAGUUGGGGCUAUCCGGACCAUGUUAUUACAUGUUAUGAGAAAAAUGGUCUUAAACAUAACUACGAUGAUAGUCCAUCCGUUAAUAUAAAACCGAUAGGCGAAGCUGAUUUUUGGUGUAUUGAAAAAAUAGAUUCUAAGGUGACGGAUAUAUUUUGGUCGCCGGAUUCAGAGAUCUUAACAAUUAUUUAUAAACACGUCGAGACGGGCCAAAUAGAUCUACAGUUGUGGACCGAAAACAAUUGCACGUGGUAUCUCAAACAGGUCAUGGUUUUCUACAAAAUUGAUCCACUUAUACGCGCAACGUGGAACGUUCGAACUUGCAACAGAGGUUACAAAAAGGAAUUGAUUCUUCUAACAUUGCACGGACUUACGUAUUGUCGCUUCGUUUGGCGUGUGAAUCACAACAGUUGCAAAACUACAAACGACAACGCGGUAAUAGGCGUUAUUCGAGAACGGAAGAUGUUGCUUACGGAUUUCAAACACGUAAUCGCGCCACCCCCAAUGGGACAAACGUGUCUUAUGUUUAUAAGAUAUCCAAUAAACGCGGUUGUUUUUGCACCAAAUUAUAGCGCACAAGUAGACAGCAAUGAUAAAAGAACAUCUUGGAUGUGUAGUAGCGCAUAUUGCACGGUAUCGUGCUUCAAUUUAUUGGGUUUUUUCAAGAGAAAAGCGCCGACAUCCCAAUUUGAAUAUGAAGCCUCAAGCAAACAUGGUAUUACGUGUGACAUACCGGAUAUAAGAAAUUGUAUCUUUUUUGGCCGCCUGCAUCAUUUCUUAUGGGUUACUGAAAACAGUAUGUUGUGUGUCGCAACCGAAGAUUCAUGUUCGUACUUGUGCGAAAUCAUUUUGCAUAAAAUAGAUACCAAAGACGGUUGUGUGAUGAUAAGACACGCUCAUAAGCUCGACUUUGACGUAACCCAUUUAGUGCCUACUCAUGACGAAAACGUGAUUUAUUUGCUGGGAGUGAACUGCGCGCGUAUAAUCAGAAGGAACGAUUCAAGUUCCACGUCGUUAGACAGCGUAGAUUACUCCAAACCGUCGUAUUCAAUAGAACGGAUAAACGAAUCCGACGAAUUCGAGUUGAACGAUUGCGAGAACGAAGCGAAAUACUGUCAGGUGGAACAAAUAAAGAUCGAUUCGAGACACGUUCUCAUUGCUCUUUGCGAGAACAAUGUCUUUUACAUCGACCACAAAGUAGCUGCCAAGCACAUUACGAGUUUCUACGUUCAUUCCGCUUUUUUGCUUCUCACAACGGAAGAAUUGCUCAUCUGCGUUCCGUUGAGCGAAAACGGUUUGAAACAACUGACCGCGCACGACUUGAACGUCCCUUCUAACUACUAUGAAAAAAAAGGACGUGCCGUAUGUGAAACCAAGUUCAGCGAAGAUAUCUACAUGAGACAAAUCGACAGAAAUUCUCACUUAGUUGGCGCGAUACCUCACACCUCAAAAGUCAUUUUACAAGCCCCCAGAGGAAAUCUCGAAUGCAUACGGCCGAGACCGAUGUCGUUGCACAUAAUAGGAUGCCAUCUCGACGAGUGCAAUUACCGAAAGGCUUUUGAAAUCAUGAGAUUGGAACGUAUUAACUUGAAUUUCAUAUACGAUUACAAUCCGCAAUUGUUCGUGGACAAUGCGAGAAAAUUUGUGAACGACAUUGCCGACAAACCGAAUUGGUUGACUCAGUUUUUGGCGGAUCUGCAAAAUGAAAAUGUCAUUAAAACGAUGUACGCGAAAUGUAUUUCCAAUUGUUCCGCGCGGUCGGUAAUAACGGAAGACAAUGAAGUUGAAAGUAACAAAGUUGAACGUGUUUGCGAAUUGUUGAGAAACAUUAUGGAGGAACAAGAUGCGAAUCGUCUGAUAGAACCUAUAUUGAUUAGUUUGGUGAAACAUCAAUACAAAGAGGGAUUGGAAAGAGCGCUUGAGAAAGUCAAGUCAAUCAAGUUGACGGAAGAUUCGCAAAAUCUUCCCAUAUCCGCGGACGACGCGCUCAGAUGCCUGUUGCAUUUGGUGAAUAUCGACGUAUUGUACAACAUCGCAUUGGGCAUGUACGAUUUCGAACUGACGAUGUUUGUAGCCAGCAAGUCGUCGAAAGAUCCCAAAGAGUACGUGCCGUUUUUAAACAGCUUGAAAAAUCUAAGCGACAAAAAUUACAUGAAGUAUUCCAUUGAUAUGCAUCUGAAACGUUACGAAUCGGCGCUCGAACACAUAUCCAAGGUGCCGAGUAAAUUUGACGAGUGCUCGAAUUUGAUACGCGAUCAGAAAUUAUACGAAAGCGCGAUGAAGAUGUUUGAGAAAAGUAGCGAAGAACACAAGAAAGUGGCUGCGCUUUACGCGGAGUAUCUCUCAACCGAGAGAAAACAUCAUCAAGCGGGUACGAUGUUUUACAGAAGUGGCGAUCUUCGCAAAGCUUUAGAAGCGUUCGGCAAGUCAGCCGCCAGCUGGCAAGAAGCUAUUAUGGUAUCGACAGAACUGAAAUUAAGUCCUACGGAUUUACAUGAAUUUUACGAAGAACUAGUUAAACAAUUGUACGCAGAGCGAAUGCAUUCUGACGCGGCUACGGUGUUGAAAGACUACCUGAAUGACACGGAAGAAGCCGUUGCGAUAUUGUGCGAGGGAAGAAUAUGGAAGCGUGCGAUAAGAAUAGCGCUCGAUAUCGAACGUCUAGAUUUAAUUGAAACACAUAUUAAGCCUGGUUUGAAGGAGCACGCGGAAGACGUGUUAUCGAACUUGAGUAAAAAGAAAGAACUGUUUCUUAAACUCAAGACCCGUUUAAUAUCAGUGAGAAAAGAAAUGAGGGAAAAGCAAAGGACGCCCGUUUAUAAAGACCAUCCGCUUGCGAACGAGUUUUUAAGCGAACAAAUCUACGAUGACAGAUCGCGCGAAGAAGUUCUGGAUGUUCUCAGCGACGCGAGUAGCGACACUACUUUUAGUCGAAGUUCGCAAAUAUCUUCGACUUCUGGGAGAAGCUCUCGAUCAAGAAAGAAAGCGAGAAAGCAUGCGAGAAAAAUUUUGCGUAUAAAAGAAGGCGGUAUGUUCGAAGAUGUAGGCUUAGUAUUCGAACUUCACAAAAUCAUCAGCGACAUCUAUAGAGACAGAGACGAAACAACCCAACUUGGGUAUUUAUUGACGCGUUUCGAAUUUGAUGUAGAAUCAGAGAACGUUCGAAAUAAAACAAAAGAAUUCUUUCAAGUGAUAAAGAGCAGCGUGCCCGAAAUCUGGGACAACUCUUCUACAAAUUUAGACAAACUGACAAACUUCAUGGAUAAGCUCUUGCUUCAAGAAAAUAUUGCGGAUUUCAAUCCACGUGAAUUAAGUAGUUGUAUAAAAUAUCCACCUGAAAUCGACUGGAAGUAUUACGAUUUAAAUUAGAUAUUUUUCAAAAUAGUUUAAAGAUCGUAAGAUCGUUUUUGUACCACGUUCUGUGUUAUAUAUAAAUGAGAAACUAUCGUUUUUAUAUAACAAUAAAAUGAGAAGAAAAACAGAAAAGAAUAAUACACAAAUAAAUUGGAGUAUGUGUGCAAUUGGAUAAUUUAUUUACAAAAUAUGUGUAUAGUUCUUAAAUCUCAUAUCUUGCCCCUUUUAGGAUGUUAUUAUAAUAAUUUUCAGCUACCAAGGCUAACAAUAUAAGUAUACUUAAAAGCUAUUUUGUAUUUUGUCCUACAUAUAAAUUUUUUUAAUCAAACACUGUUAUACUGUUAAAAUUUAGAAUAUUUAACUGAUAAUAUAAAAUUUUAUUAUUUUUUUUUCACCUACAAGAACAUAUACUUAUAUAGCAGUUAAUUUAUAUAUAUACAUAGUAUAGAAUAUAACACGUAAAGUACAUAUACUGUGACAUACACAAAAUACACGAGUAACAAUUUUUGAAUAUCUCUUUUUUUCGAUUGCCUAAGAAAUCUUGUAAGAAAUUUUUUUUUGCAUCAAGAAAAGUCGCGUUAUCGUUUAUAAAAUUUAUUAAUCACUUGUGACUUUUAUACUCAGAGUUCAUGUGUAAUUUAUCAAUAUCGAAAAAAAAACGGAUAUUUUUUCAAUAUCGUGUCCACUUGCAUGCUAGUUAAAAAUAGAGACUACAAUUGAAAUAAUACGAAUAUAUAAAAGCAUACACAUAAAAAGUGGAAUAUGUAUAUAAUAUAAUAUAUAUGUGUGGAUCUUUGGAUCGCCCAUGUAUUUUUUUUAUACGGUGACAUCAAAAGUGGAUAUUCUUGGUGUAGGACUCGUAUAUCAAAAAAAAAAAAAAAA